Molecule: messenger RNA, 966 nt
Organism: Paraphaeosphaeria sporulosa
Lineage: Eukaryota; Fungi; Ascomycota; Dothideomycetes; Pleosporales; Didymosphaeriaceae
Product: TPR-like protein
Exons: 2
Coding region: 1-966 (321 amino acids)
Biological process (GO): protein folding in endoplasmic reticulum
Cellular component (GO): EMC complex
Molecular function (GO): protein binding
Source: RefSeq, a predicted model, not a curated record
AUGGCACACGCGAACCUCCUGACCCCGCCCUCGCGCAUCCCCCCGCAGACGGCCCUGCAGCUCUCCCAGAAGGCGCCCCUCGUCCUGUCCUCGGCGCCGACGUCCUCGCUGGCAUGGCCGCUGUCGCUCCUCUUCAGCCGCGAGACGCCCGAGACGUGGGCCAUACACGAGAACCUGCUGCUGGCCGCGCUGCGCACCGGCGACGAUGCCGCAGCCCGCCAGAUCCUCGACCGCUUGACCACGCGCUUCGGCGCCGACAACGAGCGCAUGGUUGCGCUGAAGGGCAUGUACGAGGAGGCACUGGCCAAGGACGACAAGGACCUGGAAAAGGUCUUCAACGACUACGAGAAGGUGCUUAAGGACGACCCCACCAACAUGAGCGUCAGGAAGAGGAGGAUUGCCGUGCUCAAGAGCCUGGGCCGGACCGCAGAUGCCAUCACGGCGUUGACAGUCUUGGUCGAGAACAGCCCCACCGAUGCCGAGGCCUGGGCCGAGUUGAGCGAGCUGUACGCGAGCACUGGCGCAUGGGGCCAGGCCAUCUUCUGCCUGGAGGAAGUCCUGUUGAUAAUGCCCAAUGCUUGGAGUGCACACGCCCAAGUCGCUACGCUUCACUACCUCUCAUCGUCUACUUCCGUCCCUGCAUUGACCCUAGCUCUGCGACACUUCGCUCGCGCCGUCGAGCUCAAUGACUCGUACCUUCGUGGCUACUACGGCUUGAAGCUUGUAUCUCAGAAGCUGCUUCCUUUGCUCUCUGAGUCCUCCGGUUCAAAACGAAACGCUGAAGAGGACGACAUUGCCCCGCCGAAGCCGCAGUCCGUGCAAAAGCUGGAAGAGAUUGCUACCGCCAAGCUCGGUGAGAUUGUGCGGCAAUACAGCGCAAGCAAGCAAGGCCAGAGCGGGUACUACGAGGCAGAGAUAAUAGCGGCGCGGGAGCUGCUCGAUCGGGAUGGCAGGGCGGAGCGGUGA